Trifolium pratense (red clover) is the source of this 926-nucleotide messenger RNA. RefSeq names its product protein FAM136A-like. The record is from RefSeq and is a predicted model, not a curated record. Lineage: Eukaryota; Viridiplantae; Streptophyta; Magnoliopsida; Fabales; Fabaceae. Gene Ontology annotation, cellular component: cytoplasm. The transcript is spliced from 4 exons. Bases 165 to 626 code for a protein of 153 amino acids.
UGCUACUCCCAUCUCAUAAACCCUUAAACCCUUUCAAACAGAGAAUCGUAGGGAAAGGAGAAAGCCGCAUAAGAAUUUUCGACAGCCACUACAAAUUUGCGAGUUUUCAAAGAGAAUCUAAACCUAAUUUACUGCGAAUCACACAUUCUCAGUGAGUAAACCAGAUGGAUCAUUUUGCAGCAGCUGAAGAGCAGUUAGCUUCACAGAGACUUAGGCAGAAACUUGAGGAAGUGAAUGCAGCUGCUCAAACUAAUCUUGCUCCUGUUCAAGACCAUGUCAAUUAUACUCUCCAGAAAGCCUAUUUUAAAUGCGCAUAUGAGUGCUUUGAUAGAAGCCGAAGGCAGGACGAGAUAACCAAUUGUGUUGAAAAUUGCAGUAUUCCUCUUUCUAAUGUUCAACAGACGUUUGAGAAUGAGAUGGCGCAGUUUCAGGAGAAGCUCAAUAGAUCUCUAAUGGUUUGUCAAGAUAAGUAUGAAGGAGCUAAGCUUCAAAAGAAAUCCGGAGCGAUGAAUGACAUGAUUUCCUGUGCUGACCAAGCAAUUCAAGACAACAUCAAGAUGUUGCCGCUUCUUGCUAACAAGUUGAAAACUUCCUUUGGUAUUCGCGACGACAACAGUUCUCUCUAGCAAAUUUUGCUUUUCUCAACAUUUAUCUAUUUCUGGAACAUGGAAUACAAAAGUUAAUAUACUUCAUUCCUGUAAUUUUAUUGGUGAUGCAUUUUUAUCCACCAAUAAUUUUGAUGUAUUCGAAGACAUUUAGAAUUGUUAUGCAUACAUAGAUAAUAUUAAUCGUUGAUUUAUUUAUGAAACGAGUUUUUUGCUCUACUUUUUAGAGUGAAUUCUUCACUAUAGAGGAGCUAAAUCUUAUGAUCAACAAAUAAAUUCUUUUGCUCAAGAGAAUCGAGGCCUUUGGCAAAUUUUUGUGCA